UUUAUGUUUUAGAACAGAUGCUAGUAAGACCAAGAGGGAAAUGCCGCUUAACUGGUAUUUAUUGAACACGACUGGAUCUAUGACCAAGACCAACACCUAUGUCCGAAAGUACACGGAAGGCUCGAUCCUUAGUGGCGUGAUUAGAUCUGCACCCAAAGCACUGAAAAAGAGAAACACUUCCGUCAGGAUCUCGGAAUUGGAUAGCGUUUCAAUUGACUCAACUUCCUCGCCGAAAAGCAAGACGUUAAGCGGUGAGACAAAAGUGACCAAGAAUCCACAGACGACUAAGACCGUUUCAUUGGAAUGCAGAUUGAAGGAAUCCAAAAAAGAGCCAGUCGAAGAGGACUCUCCACAAAUGCGGGAGUUCUUCCUCGAAGUGCGACAGCGUGAGCUCAAGGACUACUAUCUCCAAAUGAAGGCUGCUGAAACGGUUCGGAAGGACUCUUGUGAGUGUCCUCAUUGUGGUCUGCCAAAGCUUGGAAAAACGGAUCUCUCUCAGAACAUUUACUGCACGGGAGAUAAGAGCUUGAAGCGGAAUAUGGAUCGGAAUUGUGAUCGCAAGCCAGGCUUUAGCUGCUGUCGCACUAGGAUUUUCGUUUCCCCUUCGUGUUUCAGUUUCAAUUUGUAAUCCAAAUCAUUCGUACCCCAUUGAACUGAAUCGAAUCGA
Molecule: messenger RNA, 667 nt
Organism: Drosophila rhopaloa
Lineage: Eukaryota; Metazoa; Arthropoda; Insecta; Diptera; Drosophilidae
Exons: 2
Coding region: 41-628 (195 amino acids)
Source: RefSeq, a predicted model, not a curated record